Linum tenue is the source of this 1135-nucleotide messenger RNA. The record is from the annotation of a GenBank genome assembly. NCBI's taxonomy places the organism in Eukaryota, Viridiplantae, Streptophyta, Magnoliopsida, Malpighiales, Linaceae.
CCAACUUUGAACUUUCCCCUCUGUUGCCUUCAGUCGCCCAGCCAUGGAGAUAAAUGAUGUGGAAGAAGAGGAGUUCGAAUUCUCUCGGAAUUACUUUUUGGCGAAAGAGUUGGGCGGCUCCAGUUAGAAAUCCGGCCGGAAGAUCUCCGAUACUGAUCCCGUCGACGAGCAGGUAAAGGGUUUUUCUACCCCGGCCUAAAUGAUCCGGCUGCCGGAGGAGGUCAGGCCUCGGUGAUCUACAUUUUCUUCCUGAACACAGGAGCUAAGAACGGCCGCCAACAACCUUGAGCCGAAACAUGAGAGAGAGGUUGCUUCACUUAUGGAGAGCUAUAAGGCGUCGUAUCCUGAGUGGGUCUUUAUGCUCAGGAGCGGUUUUGGAUUUCUUAUGUAUGGGUUUGGUUCCAAGAAGCCCUUGAUUGAAGAUUUUGCUUCCACCUCAUUAACCGAGUAUUCUGUUGUGGUGAUCAAUGGGUAUAUUCAGUCUAUCAAUCUGAAGCAGGUUGUGGUUGCCAUAGCUGAAGUAUGGUGGGAUCAAAUCAAGGCUAAGAGAAGGAACUCUCCUUUUCAAGCUCAAAACCAUUUAACUCUCGAUCUAUUGACGAUCUUCUUGCAUUUAUGGAUGGGCAAGAGGCAGGCGGAUGAUGAAAAGUCCUUCGUCUGCCUCAUUGUUAACAAUAUUGAUGGGCCUGGCUUCAGAGAACCCGAAAGUCAGCUCCUUCUUGCACGAAUCGCUUCUUGUAUACAUAUCCGCAUCAUUGCCUCGAUUGACCAUGUCAAUGCUCCACUGUUAUGGGACAAGAAGAUGGUUCACACCCAGUUCAACUGGUACUGGUAUCAUGUCCCUACCUUUGCACCUUACAUGGUUGAAGGAGUGUUCUUCCCUUUGAUUCUCGCGCAUAGCAGCACAGCGCAGAGUGCAAAAACAGCUGCAAUAGUUUUACAGAGUUUGACUCCCAAUGCCCAGAGUGUGUUCAGAGUGCUUGCGCAGUAUCAGCUUUCUCAUCCCGACGAAGAAGGCAAGUAAUUCUGACCCCACUCGUGAUGUUGAAUGCUAUAACAAUGAAAAGCUACAUAAAUGGGGGUAAAGUGUGUAAGUGUGUAAUUUGUGGACCUGAGAUGGAAUGAGAGAGCACUU